CAGAACUGAAGGAGGAUACGCUUUCCUGAAGCAGUGGGGGCGGAAGUCAAGUGGGGUCUUUUGCUUCUGGGAAAGUUGCAGGGGAAAAGGAGGAGGAGGAGGUCCGGGUUUCUGCAGCUGUUACAGUAACAAGCAUAGGAAACGGAGUAGCGGGCCUUCCAUGCCAGCCUUUAUCCCUCCGGUUCCAGCGCUGUACCUCCUGCACCGUGCCGCAGCCGCAGCCUGCUCCGCUCGGAGGGGGUUUUGGACUACACGGAGGGCAGAGGCAGAACUGCGUCUCCCGCUCAACCUUUCCUUCCCGUUCCUCCCCCCGUGUCGCGGAGCUUGGAAAGAACUUCGGGGCCGCCGCUUUCCGUGCAGCCGGGUCCGGCGGGGCCGCCCCGGUACCGCAGCCGUGAGCUGGUGGGAUGGCAGGCGCUGCGGGGACAGAGCCGAUGGAGCAUCCCGCUCCGCACGGUGCGCACUGCGGCGGCCGCGGCCAAUGGGGGCGCGGGGCGGAGCGCCGCCAUUCCGGACCGCACCUCCGAGGCCGCUCGGGGCGGCCGGGGCUCCCCCCGCUCGGGGCGGGGACGCGCUGCUCUGCGCUGCGCUGUGAUGCGCUGCGAUGUGAUGCGCUGCGAUGCGCUGCUCGGUCCCCGCCCGCGCGCCGCGGGGCGGAGCGGAGCGCGGUGUCGCCUCGCUCCGGCGGCCGCGGCCGCGCGGCGAUGGCGGCGCGGAAGAAGCGCGUGCGGCCGCGCGGCUGGCGCUAAGUAGGGCAGCGCGGGGCGGGGGCGGCCGAGGGGCCGUGGCGGCGGCUGCGCCAUGCGGGCCGGGCGCGGGGGACCGGCCGGGAGUCGGCGCCGGGGGCGGUGCGCCCUGAUGCCCGCCGCGGGCCCCGGGGCGCCGGGGCGCUGAGCAACAGUUGGCCCCGCCGCCGCCGCCGCCCAGCAUGAAAGUGUGCCGGCGGAAAGCGCUGGCGCUGUGCCUGGGCUACGCGCUCCUGCUGCUCCUCGCCGCCCUCAACCUGCUGGAGUACAAGUGGCGAAGGGAGCCGCGGCGCUGCGGGGAGCCCCCGGCCGUCCCCCGGCAGCGGCCACCUCCGCCGCCGGCCGGGAGCGGAGCUCCGCAGCAGGGCGGGCGGCGGCAGCUGGUUUACGUGUUCACCACCUGGCGCUCCGGGUCGUCCUUCUUCGGGGAGCUCUUCAACCAGAACCCCGAGGUGUUCUUUCUCUACGAGCCCGUGUGGCACGUCUGGCAGAAGCUGUACCCCGGGGACGCCGUCUCGCUGCAGGGGGCGGCCCGCGACAUGCUGAGCUCCCUGUACCGCUGCGACCUCUCCGUGUUCCAGCUGUACAGCACGGCGGGCGCCGGGAAGAACCUGACCACGCUGGGCAUCUUCGGGGCGGCCACCAACAAGGUGAUCUGCUCGUCGCCCCUGUGCCCGGCCUACCGCAAGGAGGUGGUGGGCAUGGUGGACGACCGCGUGUGCAAGAAGUGUCCCCCGCAGCGCCUCAGCCGCUUCCAGGAGGAGUGCCACAAGUACCGCACGCUGGUCAUCAAGGGCGUGCGCGUCUUCGACCUGGCCGUCCUCGCCCCGCUCAUGCGGGACCCCACCCUGGACCUCAAAGUCAUUCACCUGGUGCGGGACCCGCGGGCGGUCGCCAGCUCCCGCAUCAAAUCCCGACACGGCCUCAUCCGGGAGAGCCUGCAGGUGGUGAGGAGCCGCGACCCCCGCAUCCACCGCAUGCCCUUCCUCGAUGCCGGCCACAAGUUGGGUGGGAAGAAGGACGGCGGGGGUGGUUCGGACUAUCAUGCCCUGGGCGCCAUGGAGGUCAUCUGUAGCAGCAUGGCCAAGACCCUGCAGACCGCCCUGCACCCCCCCGACUGGCUGCGGGGUAACUACAUGGCCGUGCGCUACGAGGACCUGGUGAUGGAGCCCAUCAAGACCCUGCGGCAGGUGUACGGCUUCGUUAACCUGGCGGUCAGCCCGGAGAUGGAGAAGUUCACCCUCAACAUGACCAGUGGCCCCGGCUACUCCUCCAAACCCUUCGUGGUAUCGGCCCGGAAUGCCACCCAGGCACUGAGCGCCUGGAGGACUGCGCUCAGCUUCCAGCAGAUCAAGCAGGUGGAGGAGUACUGCCAGCAGCCCAUGGCCAUGCUGGGCUACGAGCGGGUCAGCAGCCCCGAGGAGGUGAAGGACCUAAGCAGAACGUUGCUCAGGAAGCCCCGGCUGUGAGCGGGCAGUGCUGCGUGGCUGAGCCCCUCUGGGCUGGUGGGAGGGUGGGGGCCAGGAGAACAUUGUGGUUUCCUCCAGAGACUGCUGAAGGGUAACACACAGUAGUAAUGUGGUGACUUGGUUUUUUUUCUUUCUUUUUUCUUUUUUUCUUUUUUUUUUUUUUUUUUCCCCUUCACUUGCAUUGGGUUAGAUGCGAUUUAAAACAGAAAAUAAAGUGGAACUGAAAAUGUGUGGAAGCUCCCUUUCCCCUUCUCUAAAAUGCCGGGGGAGCCUCCCUGCCAAAACCUUAUUUAUGGAGUUCAUGUGGGCUCGAAGGUGGUAGCAAAAACUCCUGCACAAUUUCUUGUCCAUUCAUAUCUCCCUGGGUGCAGAGGAGAUGCCCUUGGGAAGCGAUGCUGAAAAUCAGGCUUUUGUAUGGAAGUAAGUGCUAAGAUGUGAGAGUAACAAACAAUAAAUGAUAUUCAUUUUUAUAAUUACCUCAAUUGUUUGGGAAUUACAGUGUUGCUGAUGUACAGCUCGAGGGGAGGCUUGCUUGGAAUAGCACCGAGGGCUUUUUUAAGGUUAUGGGCAGAGGGUUGAAGUGUAACAUUGACGUGUCCGAAGAUUGGAAGCUGUUUGUGCACACACAGGGACGGACUCACAGAUGCAGUGCGGGUUCCGUAGCUGUGUCAGAGCAGGCUUCUAUUUAACAACUGUCUUUUGUUGUUGUAUUUAAAAAGUCUUUAAAUGACACUGUAUUAGCGUCCUCAGAGUUCUGAAGUGUUUGCCAACAGAGCAGUAUUUAUUUUUGUCUUGAUGUGUGUGCCUGGGAGUUGCCGUCAAACAGAAGUGUGACAAACCUGCAGGAUUUAAAAAGACAUUUAUCAUACUGGAAACAUUAGCAUGUGUGAAAAACAAUUAAAAUUAUAUAUAUUAUAUAGUGCUAACAGUACAGUGAGAUAUUUAAGAUAUUUCUUGACGUUCAUUGGUAACAGGCGUAGCAGGGAAGCAUAGAAAAAAUGCAUAAAAUGUUGUAUUUUUCCCCUUGUUUGAGUGUCUGAGGGUGUGUUUCUGUUCUGAGGAGGGAGAACGUGUGCAGCUGUGUGUUCAUGGCUGUAAUGGAGCUGUGUGGAGCCACCCGAGCGCCUGCAUUCAGAUCCCUGUUAGGUGCUCAUUUGUGUGAGUUGUCAUUGCUCUGUGAUGGAGCCAGAUGGUGGUCUGGCUCUGUCUGGGAGCUGUGCCGGGAGAGACUGACCGUCCUGUUGUUAAACUUGAUGAAAAAUACGAGGUUUUGCUACUACUUUUAUAAUUUCCUGAAAAAAGUCCUGGUUUAAUAAAGGUCAUGUAAUGGUUGCACAUGGGAA
Molecule: messenger RNA, 3558 nt
Organism: Coturnix japonica (Japanese quail)
Lineage: Eukaryota; Metazoa; Chordata; Aves; Galliformes; Phasianidae
Gene: CHST2
Product: carbohydrate sulfotransferase 2
Biological process (GO): N-acetylglucosamine metabolic process; carbohydrate metabolic process; sulfur compound metabolic process
Cellular component (GO): Golgi membrane
Molecular function (GO): N-acetylglucosamine 6-O-sulfotransferase activity
Source: RefSeq, a predicted model, not a curated record